Microthlaspi erraticum is the source of this 1383-nucleotide messenger RNA. Lineage: Eukaryota; Viridiplantae; Streptophyta; Magnoliopsida; Brassicales; Brassicaceae. The record is from the annotation of a GenBank genome assembly.
AUGGAGGUUUUCUACUACUUGGUGUUCGGAGUCAUGGCAGCCGUCGUGGCGGUUCUGGAGCUGAGCAAGACGAAUAAGGAUCGGAUCAAUACUUCAUCUGCCUUCAAUUCCUUCAAGAACAAUUACCUCCUCAUUUUCUCUCUUAUGAUGGCUGGAGACUGGCUCCAAGGUCCUUAUGUGUAUUAUCUUUACAGUACUUAUGGAUUCGGGAAAGGAGAUAUUGGGCAGCUGUUCAUUGCUGGUUUUGGUUCGUCGAUGUUGUUUGGAACCAUUGUUGGAUCUCUGGCUGAUAAACAGGGACGAAAGAGAGCAUGUGUGACAUACUGCAUAACUUACAUUCUGAGCUGUGUCACCAAGCAUUCUCCACAGUACAGAGUUUUGAUGGUUGGCCGUAUCCUGGGUGGGGUUUCUACGUCUCUACUGUUUUCAGCGUUCGAGUCGUGGCUCAUUGCUGAGCACAACAAGAGGAACUUUGAGCAACAAUGGCUGUCACUGACAUUCUCUAAGGCUGUUUUUCUUGGGAAUGGUCUGGUGGCUAUACUCUCUGGAUUGUUUGGUAAUCUUCUUGUUGACACUUUUUCACUUGGUCCUGUUGCACCGUUUGAUGCGGCUGGGUGCUUUCUUGCAAUUGGAAUGGCCAUCAUAUUGGCUACAUGGUCUGAGAAUUACGGAGAUCCAUCUGACAGUAAAGAUUUGCUCACACAGUUCAAGGUUGCUUCCAUAGCAAUUGCUUCAGAUGAAAAAAUUGCGUUGCUUGGAGCAAUCCAAUCUCUGUUUGAAGGGUCAAUGUACACAUUUGUAUUCCUCUGGACACCAGCUCUCAGCCCAAACGACGAAGAGAUCCCACAUGGCUUCAUAUUCGCAACUUUCAUGCUGGCUUCCAUGCUAGGAAGCUCCUUGGCUGCUCGUCUCAUGGCUCGCUCAACUCCUAGAGUUGAAAGCUACAUGCAAGUCGUCUUCGUAGUCUCAGCUGCUUCUCUUCUAUUCCCAAUCAUAACAAGCCUCUUAGUAACCCCGUCAAAGGUGAAGACCGAAGGAAUGUCCCUCACUGGUUGCAUUCAGCUUCUUGGAUUCUGUGUUUUCGAGGCGUGCGUUGGAAUCUUCUGGCCUUCAAUCAUGAAGAUGAGAUCACAGUACAUUCCUGAAGAAGCGAGAAGUACCAUCAUGAACUUCUUCCGUAUUCCACUCAACAUUUUCGUCUGCGUCGUCUUGUACAACGUAAACGCGUUCCCCAUCACAAUUAUGUUUGGGAUGUGCUCUAUCUUCCUCUUUGUAGCUUCAAUAUUACAACGGAGGCUUAUGGUUAUCUCUGACAAGCCAAAAGCAGAGGAUUGGAUUCCCAUGAAGGAUCGAAACUCAGAAACAGAGCCACUCAAUCUCUAA